UAUGGUGGCCAGGAGAAGAAAUGAUUCAGCCCAGCGAUCUGCGGGACAAGCAAUGCGUAGGAAGCGGAACUGGCAGAGCCUUGCAGCACUUCCAACACCCCAUCGCCAGUGGGUUUACCCACACAGGAGCAGGGACUGGUGGAUUAAUUGUGUCUGGUCAUCAUGGGAUGAUGAGGAGUGGCUAGGAAACUUUCGGAUGACCAGACGCACCUUCUGCCGAAUAACCAGGAGUGUCGCUCCCCUCAUGGAGCAUGAGAACACCAACAUGUGGCCAUCCCUGCCAGUGGAGAUGCGUGUCGGCAUGGCAAUCUGGUACCUUGCUAAUGAGAAAUGUUUCAGAACAGUGAAGCAACAAUUCGGAACAGGAUAUACAUCGGUCGCAGAUGCUGUCCAUGACUUUUGUCGUGCUGUGGGGGAGGUGCUGUUCAAGAGGGUGGUCCGUUUUGCAGAUCCCAUUGACCAGGUAAUGGCUGGGUUUUCAAGACUGGGAUUCCCACAGUGUGUCGGUGCCAUAGACGGUUGCCACAUUCGGAUCAUGAACCCCUCAGACACAAGUGCGUACAUGAACAGGAAGAAUGUCGCCUCUGUUCUGCUGAUGGCCGUGUGUGACUCCAAGGGACGUUUUUUCUCUGCCAACAUUGGCCAGCCAGGAAGGAACCAUGACGGCUUCGCUUUCCGUGAAUGCAAUUUCACGAGUGCCAUGGACAGGGGUGCCUUCCUGGAAAGCAACCCCACUCAGACAAUUCAGGGGGUGGAUGUUCCCACCAUAGUGAUUGCAGAUGGAGCGUUCCCAAUGCGGAAGUGGCUGCUGAAGCCCUACUCUCCAGCACACAACACACUUGAGAGAAACUUCAACAGAAGACUCUCCAAGGCCAGGUGUGUGAUUGAGCAGGCUUUCGGCCGUCUAAAGUCCCGCUGGUGAUGUAUCUGGAACUGCUUGCCGGUUGGACUUAGCAAUGUGAAUGCGAUAAUUGCGGCCUGCGUUGUCCUACACAACAUCUGUGAGUCUGAGGGGCACAGGGCACCAGAGUGCUUUGCAAGGGCAGGCCCACUGCUCUCACAGUUGGAAGAGCAGCAGCCGCCCGUUGCGGGUAAUGACUGCCCACUACCAGACGACAAGACCAACUUGGAGGAGGGGAAAGUUGUCCGCGAUG
Sphaerodactylus townsendi is the source of this 1154-nucleotide messenger RNA. RefSeq names its product protein ALP1-like. The transcript has 2 exons. The record is from RefSeq and is a predicted model, not a curated record. NCBI's taxonomy places the organism in Eukaryota, Metazoa, Chordata, Lepidosauria, Squamata, Sphaerodactylidae. The coding region runs from base 2 to 922 and encodes 306 amino acids.